Molecule: messenger RNA, 4459 nt
Organism: Colias croceus (clouded yellow)
Lineage: Eukaryota; Metazoa; Arthropoda; Insecta; Lepidoptera; Pieridae
Gene: Setx
Product: probable helicase senataxin
Exons: 16
Coding region: 209-4276 (1355 amino acids)
Biological process (GO): termination of RNA polymerase II transcription
Cellular component (GO): nuclear body
Molecular function (GO): helicase activity; transcription termination site sequence-specific DNA binding; protein binding
Source: RefSeq, a predicted model, not a curated record
UUUAAACUUUGUGGGAAAUUGGGAAGCGGCGAUGUUUUUGCGGUUUUUUUGUUAUUUCUUCCAGUGAAUUACAAUAUUAAUAUAUUAUGUUAAAUAGUCAAUAAUUAGCGAGUAAGGCUUAAAAAAACUUAGCUUAUAAAAAUAAAUAUAUUCUAUAAGUGGCCUCAUGUUGAAGACAUAAACAAGAAUAAAUUCAUAAUUAAUCAAAAUGGAUAAAUGGAAACUAAUUCGCCAACACUUCGGAAGUGAAGAAUACGAAAUUAAUGAUGAAAAAGAUGUGACUUUAGGACGAGGCAUAAAUAAUACUAUAACUAUUUCAAGCAUAGUUAUAUCAAGAAACCACUGUGUUUUUAAAUUGAAGGAUAAUGAAGUAACAGUAACAGAUUUGAAGAGUUCAAAUGGCAUAUAUGUAGGCUUAAAAAGAAUUCCUCCAAAUAUUCCUUAUCCAUUGAGUGAAAAUGAUAUAAUUGGACUUGGUUGGACAGUUGGCGCUGCACUUUCUGCUAUUGAUGAUAAUGAGAAAUAUGUAUUUAAACUUGUUAAAGAAAAGGCCAAUAUACCCAUUAAAAAUAGAAUUCAAUUUCAAAAUGAAGAUGAAAUUACUGAAUCAAAAUCAUCAUUGAAAAGAAAGCUGAGCUUAUCCCUAGACAGAAUAAAGAAGGAAAAAAAUGAUGAUAAAAAUGAAUUUAUUUGUGUAUUGUCUGAUAGUGAUAGUGAAGAAAACAAAAUAAAUGCUCAAUCUGAUAUGAAAAAAGUAAAAUUAGAGCAAGAACAUUCAGAUAAUAUAAAAACUGAAAAUGAUGAAUUACAAUAUGAUGCAUUUACAAUAAAACAAGAAUAUUUAGGUCAUGAUGAUGAUGAACCAAUUCAAAUUGAUAGUGACAGUGACACUGAAUCACAGCAUUGGUAUUUAAGACUCUCCCAGAGUUCACCGGGAAAACCAUUUAUAAAAAUACCUACUGAAAAACCAAGAGAAAGUUCACAAGAAAAUUCCUACAGUCAAUGGGAUGAUGGUUUACCAAUGGAAGACGAUGAAGACAUCUAUUUACAUGACUUGAUCACAAUUCCUCCUGAACCUCCUAAAAGUGAUGAGAACAUUGUAAAUCAACAGCAUGCUGAUAAAGAAGAAGUAAAUACUAACUCACUAAGUAAUAAUCUAGAUGUAGUUGAAAAAAUUCCUCCACAUCUGGUUGCCAACAACAAAGUUGAUGGCAUUCUAAGUAAUGAUAUCAUCCCAAAUUUAGCAAGUUCAAAAAUAACCAGUAUUGCACAAAAUGAAGCAACAAGCACAAAGGCAGCACAAUUAAUUGACCCACUUUGUAAGCCAAGUAGAAGAAAAUCAAAAGCCAAUCAAGAUUUCGAAAUCAAACAUAAAAGUAAACAUGAUAAGGAUAGUAAAACUACACAGAAAUCCAAUAAAUCAACAUCAAAACGGAGUAUAAGUAAUUCACAGAAAGAAGAGCGUAAAAGGAAAUUAAAAGAAAUUGCAAACAAGGAAAAAGAAACCGGAGAUUCAGAAAACAGUUCAAACAACACUCAUAAAGCAGUAGUAAACAUUAAAAUAACUAAUUCUAACCGGGGCGCAUUUUUAAGUAAUGUUGUACAUGCUACUAUUAAACCAAUGAAAAAGAAGAGUGCAGAUAAGACAGAAGAAACAAAUAAAUCUGUUAAAAAAUCAUUGGAUAAAAUUAGUAUUCCUCCUGAACAGAAAGAAAAACAACAUAAAGAUGAAACAAAAGUGGUCAAAGCAAAGAGCAAAAGAAAAAGUAGAUCUGACAGUUCAAAAAGUAAAAAUGAUAAUAAAACUCAAACAAAAACUCCUGCACCAAUAAAAACUAUUAGGCCUUUAAUGGAAAUUGACCCUUUUAGUUUUUCUGGAAAGCCAGUAUCAAAAGUGGAGCCAUUGCCAACUAAUAAAACUAAAAAGAAAGUCAGAUUUUCAGAUGUAGAACCAGAGGUUCAUGUCUUCGAAAUUGAACCAGGGAAUAGAAUGAAAGAAAUUAAAUCAAUUAAAACAUCCUUGGUAGAUGCAAGACAGAUGCCAAUUUUCUCAUUAGAAAAACUAACUUUAAUGAAAAUUCUAAGGUGGAACCCACACUGGCUCGAUGAACAAACAACUAACAAUGAACCACCACCUAUACUGGGACAUAAUAACACACCUAUGGCAAUAUUUCAUUCUUUUAAUAGUCACAAACAAUAUAUACAGUUAGUUGGAGAUUUAUUACUAAUGGAAAUAUGGGAAUGUUUAACACAAGGACACAUGAGAACAAGAAAUCAAACUAAGCUGCUACAAAUGAGAAUUGAAAACCUACCACCCGUACCUCCACUUGAGAGAUCUUUUGAACUUUUUAACCUCAGUGUAAACAUUUCCAUGCCAACAACUGACACAAAGAGUGCACCCAGGGUAGGUGAUGUAUUAAGGGUGGAAUUUGGACCAGAACAAGCUAAAAAUUUUAGAUUUUUCUUUGUACAUAAUGUAAGAACAUUACCUGCUCCACCAAAUAAUAAGAAUACAUUCUUCAGUAUAUCCCUUUAUACAACAUUUACGGAAAGAAUGAAAUUUUUAAAACCAGGUGAACUGUUGCUUGGCCGAAUCCUUGCUUAUAUAAAUAAGGAGCUAAUGUUGUUUGAAGCCAUGGAGUAUUUAUCCGGAUCUCCACUGAGUGAGGCCAUCUUGAAACCUGAACCUCAACAUUUUAUGAGAUAUCAAAAUAAUCCAGCAAUAAGCAUGAAUUCUGAGUGGAUAGCAUCUUUGAAUGAAAGUCAGAAACGAGCAGUGGUAGCCUCCGUAAGUGCGGCGCUCGGUGACAAGCCGAGCAUACAAAUGGUACAAGGGCCUCCAGGCACAGGAAAAUCAAGAGUUAUUUGUUCAAUGGUAAUGUCAUAUUUCUAUGACGCAAACGGCAAGAGACAACAAAACCGAGGGAAAAUAUUAAUUUGCGCAACAAGUAACGCCGCGGUCGACGAGCUUGUUAUUAGAUUACUGAAUAUACGACAGAGCUUGCCGAAACAGGAGCGUUUCCGCAUGGUGCGCGUGGGUCGCGUGGAGGCGAUGCACAGCCGCGCGCGUGACGUCAGCUCGCAGCAGCUCGCGCACCGCGACGCGGCCCGCCUCAACGCGGAGCCCGCGCACGCGGCGCUCGCUGAGGAGAUUUCACACUUAGAAGCAAAAAUAAAUAUGUGGAGAACUGCUGAAAGGGAAGCAAAGGAUCCAGUUCGAGUAGCGUACUGCCAAGGACGGGUUGCCAACAUUGUAAAUAGGAUAAAUUUGAUUAGAAAUAAUGGCGGUGGAUCUGGAGAAGAAUUACGACCGGAUAGGCUGAUAGCAGCUGAGAGGAGAAUUAUCGAUUGUGCAGAUAUUAUCGCGACUACGCUGUCCAGUGCGCAGAACAAUAAAAUGAGAGGCGUGCGCGGUCGCAUCGCGCUGUGCGUGGUGGACGAGGCGGGGCAGGCGAUCGAGCCGGAGACGCUGGCGCCGCUCACGCUGCACGCCACGCGCCUCACGCUCGUCGGCGACCCGCAGCAGCUGCCCGGCUUCAUCUGCUCGCAGCGCGCCAAAAAGCACGGUCUGGGCGAGAGUCUAUUCGCGCGUCUCACAUCAUGCGCAGAGCACUGGAACACGAACCCGGUGGUGUUGCUGAACCAGCAGUACCGCAUGCACCCGGACAUAGCGGAUUACCCCAACCGCGCGUUCUACGACCGGCGCAUACUGAGCGUGCCGCGACCGCCUGUGGACUGGAACGUACCGCCCUACAUGAUCGUCGGUAUUAGUAGCGGGGAUAAAGGACAAGGCUCAUCAGGUGCAAAUGAAAUGGAAGCGGUGGGCGUGUCCCGUCUGGCGGCGGCGCUGAGCGUGCUGACUCGCGCACGCAGUCUAUCGCUCGCUGUCAUCACGCCGUAUGCCGCACAUCGGGAUCUUAUCAAGAAAUUCAUGAGGCAACUUGACGCAUCGGAGUGCGCGGAGGUGAACACGGUGGACAGUUUCCAAGGGCAGGAGCGGGACGUGGUGGUGGUGUCGCUGGCGCGCUCGCACGGGCUCGGCUUCCUGGCGGACGCGGGCCGCAUGAACGUGCUGCUCACGCGCGCACGGCACGCGCUGCUCGUCUGCCUCAACCCGCUCGCUGUUACCAAAAACCAUCAGUGGCGAACGCUUUUAGAAGAUUCACAACAAAGAAGACUUUAUACCAAUUUGCCAAAUAAAAUGUGCCGAAUGCCGUCUUCUGGACAAAAUGAUGACGAUAUACUUCAAUACAUAUGUAAUAAAAGAAGAAAAUAAAUCUCCACGACAUAUUGAUUGUACAUAUUCGUUGAUCUCUGUUCCUUUCGCAAUUGGUCACAUUACUGACAUUUUACUUUUUAACUGUCAUGUAUUAUAAUGCCAAAUAAUUAUAAAAUCUAGUUUUUUUUUUUUAAGCUAUUGCAUAGCUUCUAUCGCGGGCCUUGAGCGCGGGGACCGAAU